This is a messenger RNA of Knipowitschia caucasica, 1326 nucleotides long. The record is from the annotation of a GenBank genome assembly. Lineage: Eukaryota; Metazoa; Chordata; Actinopteri; Gobiiformes; Gobiidae.
AUGACCGGACCGCUGCCAUUUGAGCUGAUCUACACGGACUACCACGGGCUCAAGCAGAUAAAGAAGCACAUGAGCCAGACUCUCAAGAGGCACAAGUGCCACAUUCGGGUGAUUGACACCUUUGGGACAGAACCCGCCUACAACCACGAGGAGUACGCGACUCAACACGGGUACAGGACCAACUGGGGCUACUGGAACCUCAACGCCAGGCAGUAUAUGACUAUGUUCCCUCACACUGCAGACAACUCGUUCAUGGGCUUUGUUGUGGAGGAGGUGAACGAGACGGAGCGGCUGAGCAUUCAGAAGAACAAGAUCCACAACAUGGCCGUGGUGUACGGAAAAGAUGCCAGCAUGUGGCAGCUUGAAGGCAAAGACAGGUUCCUGGAGCUGCUGCAUCACCACAUGGAGAUCCACGGCACAGUGUACUACGACUCGCAGCGCCCUCCGCAGGUGCCUGCCUUUGUCAAAAACCACGGGCUGCUGCCUCAGAACGAGCUCCAGCAGCUGCUGAGAAAAGCCAAGCUUUUUAUAGGAUUUGGUUUUCCGUACGAAGGCCCUGCUCCACUGGAGGCGAUAGCCAAUGGAUGCAUCUUCCUGCAGCCUAUGUUCCACCCGCCACACAGCUCCCUCAACCACGACUUCUUCAAGGGGAAGCCCACGUCCAGGGAGGUGACUUCACAGCACCCAUACGCAGAGCAGUACAUUGGAAGGCCACACGUCAUCACCAUCGACUUUGGGAACUCGACCACCUUCAAUGAGACCAUACGCGAAAUCAUGGAGCUCAAUGUGGAGCCGUACGUGCCACACGAGUACACCUGUGAGGGCAUGCUGGAGAGAGUGCACGCCUAUAUACAGAACCAGGAUAUUUACAACUCCCCUCAUCAGGCCGUUCGCUUCACUGAGACAAGCCUGAAACAACACAGUGUCUGUUGUGUUGGUGUGAUUGCCAACCGUAGGAGUGUUAAGGAAUUACUUUCGAAUUCAUCAUCAUCUGAUGAAUUCACUGUUCAAGCCAUGGGUGCUGGCGGUGCGAGGCCCAAGACCGGAGCAAGAAGUCGAGGUCGCGGGGGGAGGAGAACUACACGACCUAGGGACCUGACUUCUGACGAUCAAAGAAGGCUGCAAGCUCUGCAGAACCGACGUAUGGCUGAGUUACAGGAAAAAAUUAAAUCACUGAGGCUGGAGCAGAGAGACAUCCUUCUGCAGAGGGUUGUCCAGAGGACACCUGGGAUGCUUUUUGACAUUCUGUCCCUACUAGAGAAUCCACAUCCCACCCGUCCCAUAACUGCUAUCAUCCUCAGUCUCUACACGAUCGUCAUCGGGUAA